CCCCGGAUACAGGUCGGUCUUGAGAGAUGCUGUUUACAGCCAGUUAGUGUAGUAAUGUAGUUCACACAAUUUAGUCGUCUUUAUCACUAGAAACCCGUGCAAGUGUCGCUGCACAGAUAUUCGGUUAGUAAGGUUUGAGAGGGAAGAUGGUGGCUAUUCUACACAGCUGCGCUGUGCGGGGGGAGAAUGUGGAUGUACAGAGCGUCGACAGGGAAAAUUACAAGGAAACAGCACCCAAGUCUAUGCAUGACAAGGGAGUCCAACUGCAAGGGAUCGUUUGGAGAAAUGUUAUUCUUAUGACCUUCCUUCAUGCUGCGUCCGUAUAUGCCAUCUUCUUGAUACCAACAGCACAACCUCUCACCUGGAUUUGGUCCUAUGUGUGCUUCUUUCUCACGGCCUUGGGAGUGACCGCUGGGGCUCAUCGGUUAUGGAGCCACAGGUCCUACAAGGCAAAGCUGCCCCUCAGGGUCUUCUUGGCUGCUAUAAACUCCAUGGCCUUCCAGAAUGACAUUUUCGAAUGGUCGCGGGAUCACAGGGUGCAUCACAAGUACUCAGAGACGGAUGCCGAUCCCCACAAUGCCAAACGGGGGUUCUUUUUCGCUCACGUUGGCUGGCUGUUCGUCAGGAAGCACAGAGACGUCAUCGAAAAAGGCCGAAAGCUGGACGUCAGUGACCUUUUGGCAGACCCCGUGGUGAUGUUUCAGAGGAGACAUUAUUUAAUGUCAGUCCUUGUGAUGUGUUUCUUGGGGCCCACCCUGGUGCCGUGGUACUUCUGGGGAGAGAGCCUGUGGAACGCUUACUUCCUGGCUAGCAUUCUGCGCUACACAGUCUCCCUCAACAUCACCUGGCUAGUGAACAGCGCUGCACACAUGUAUGGAAACCGGCCCUAUGAUGUGAAUAUAAACCCCCGCGAAAAUGGCUUUGUCACGUUUGGAGCCAUUGGAGAGGGUUUCCAUAACUUCCACCACACCUUCCCCUUUGACUACUCCGCCAGUGAGUUCGGACUGCGUUUCAACCCCACCACCUGCUUCAUAGACCUGAUGUGCUUUCUCGGCUUGGCCAGUGACUGCAAGAAGGCUUCAGCACAGAUGGUCCGGGCCCGCAAAUGCAGGACGGGAGAUGGAAGGCCUGAAGACCCGCUCACUCAUGAAUGAAAAUGAGGGCCAUCAUACACUUAUGUAGGGGCUGCAGACUCUCUUCACACAUGCAAGGGCUUGUGUAUAUAAAGCAGAAGUCCUGCCAAAUAUUUGCUCCAACCAUUUACUAAAUCAGGUAGAUCAGCUAGUUAGUGAAAUUCCCUGCGUUAAAGGUACACUAUGCAGGUUUAGGUAUUUUUGGCGACUGUAGAGCUCCCUCCAGAACUGCAGUUCUUGAAGUUGAAUGAAUGGUUUUCUCGGUAGCGAACCGCUAUAUCUAUGCUGUAUAGCUAAUCUAUGUGAACAAUGUGCCUAUUACAAUUUACCAUCAAAUUGGCUUCGUAAGGGUGAAGAUCUUGCAUAGUGUACCUCUAAGUGAAUAGGCAGAACAAAUACAUGGUAGGACUUUUACUUUCUGAAGCCGGAUAUUUACACUUCUGAUUUUCAGUGUGUUUAUCCUUUUGUUCUUCAACUUUUUUGUGUCAGUUUCAUUGUGUCACAGUCAAGGCUGUAUGGAACAUUGCUUUAAUUGAAUCACACAGUUGACCAUGAUUCUAUUUAUUGACUAAAGAUUAUGUUUAUCUUUUAUCUAUUGACAAAGGAGAAGGGUUAAGUAAGUUAAUUGUGCCUCUCUGAAGUCUUCACAGAUGGGUUCAUCAAGAACGUUCAAAAGAAAUGUAUGGAUAGUGUAUAGGCUAUAAUGUAGCAGAGCAUUACAGAGACGGAAGCUGUAGGCCAGAUAAAAUACGGGAUCAUAAGAUACAUUUCACCAAAGUGUACAAUGUGGAUUUAGAGACGAUAGGGAGAAGUAGCCUCAAGUUUGUUUCCUGGUUUAUAGUGCUGGUUUGCCAUAGAUUUAACAAUAGUUGAAAAAACAUGCUGUAUGUUUACAUAAGUGUAAAAUCUAAAUUUAUUGGACUGCUAUGGAGGGAUUUUUAGAUAUCAACAGUUAUUUGAAAUUGUAUUUGGAUUUCAUUUGAUUAAUCUCAUUCGAUAAGAUGAAAGCAACUUUGAGGAAGACUCCUACAAAGGUCAAAGGUCAAAACAAGAUGAAUAUGUUACCCUACUUAAUCUCACCAUAGGGUGACAGACUUGCCUUAGUACCUAUUUGAAUGUACUGCCCAUUAUUGGUCAUGACUGAUUUCAAGUGUUUGACCACUAAACAAUCAACUGUUCGUAUUGUUGAGUAUUGAUGUGUUUUGAUAUUUCCUGUGUGAUAUACCCUGUAUGGGUGGGGGUGAUGAGAAGUAUAUCAUGGUUGUAUGGAUAAGUGUGAAGGCUUUUACACAUUUACAAUUCCCAAAGUUCACAAUGACUCGAUUGAGGAAUGUAUGGUUAUUUGACUUCUUUACCUACAGAGGUCAAGAUUUCUACCUCCCUCUGACAUACAGAAAAGUCUAUAUUGGCGACUCAGGGUUAUUGGUUUCGUUAAGGUUGCAGUUUAACCACUCUGCCAAUGGAGGAUAAAUUAGAUGCUUUUCAUUUGUCUCAGUUUAUUCAAUGAGACAAUAGCCUCCUUCUGCUUGCACAAGACAACACGUGUUUGGUACAUUUACUUACAGUUUGAUAUAAAGCCUAUACAUUGUCUAUGUCUAACUACAUCUACCGUAUUGUGAUAUUUGUGUACCGUAGUGAGAGCUAUAUCAUACAAUGGUAACAUCAAUAGAAAAAUGUGUGUGUCAAUAAGAACUUUUGUCAUAUUGUUGUAGCCAUUUAACAAUAUAGUUGUAACCACUUAUCUCGAGGAAACCUUUGUUGAGUCAGGGUAAUAGAUGCCAUCUUAAUACAAACUGUUAAAGGACUCAAGUCUUUGAUAUUAUAGGAAUUAUUCCUUCUCUGCAGAGCAUUCAGCAGCAUUGACAUAGCUCAUUAUGUACAUGUUACAGUGACUACUUUUUUUGUAAUUUUAAUAAAUGUGUAAUGAGCUUUACAUGUAUUACAGAUUGUAUUGAUCAGAACUCCUAAAUACA
Sardina pilchardus (European sardine) is the source of this 3106-nucleotide messenger RNA. Its product is annotated as stearoyl-CoA desaturase 5-like. Lineage: Eukaryota; Metazoa; Chordata; Actinopteri; Clupeiformes; Clupeidae. Bases 147 to 1154 code for a protein of 335 amino acids. The record is from RefSeq and is a predicted model, not a curated record. Gene Ontology annotation, biological process: unsaturated fatty acid biosynthetic process. Gene Ontology annotation, molecular function: stearoyl-CoA 9-desaturase activity; iron ion binding. The transcript is spliced from 5 exons. Gene Ontology annotation, cellular component: endoplasmic reticulum membrane.